CGAAAAUCAAUUUUAAUUUACCUGUCAAAAACGAUAUAGUAGCCACAAUAUACUCACUGAAUCGAAUUGUAAACUUUAUAACUUUGGUUCACUGCUGUGAUUAUUUUUGACUACCUACUGCACCAUAUUUUACAGUUAUUUAUGAUAAAAAAUGUACACUUAUGUUAUGUGUCAAGUUUUUGUUGUCCUCAGAAGCAGAUUUUCACAACUAAUAUCAAAGGAAGACACUAUUUGAAAGAGAAAUAAAAUUCAAUAGGCUGUAAUAUUCUUAUUGGUUAAUGAACAAGACCGGCCUGAAUUUAAGCAAUAACAAUGUUCACAAUAGGUUUACUCACAGCUGUCUUCCUCAUAGUGCUUUCCCUGCUCAGUGGCAUGGUUCUUACACUACUCAUCCAGUGGUAUUUUUUUAAUAGAUAUUUGAUGAAGUUACCUAUGGUUACAAAAACAGAUGAACCUACAGCAGAACUAUUUGAGAUACCCAAGAGUCUGCUUGAUGGGUGUUUUAAACCGGAACCAGCAAAAGCUCUAAAUUCUGUCCUUCAGUUUUUAUUCCAAGAGUGUCGUAACAGUAACAGAGUGAGACGUUGGUUCAGGGCCCGACUUAGUCUUGAGUUAGAGGAACUGCUGACUCGCACAACUACUGGGAAACUGUUUGAGGCUAUUGCACUUAGAGAACUUAAUUUGGGCACACAGUUUCCAAACAUUGACUGCAUAGAGAUUAAACACUUGAAUGUGAAUCCCACAAGUGGUUUGAUUGAUGAUUUAGAGCUCUGUCUACUGUUGGAAUACAGUGGUGGUUUCCAGCUAACAAUAGAUGCAAACAUGCGACUCAACAAGACUGCUCGAGUCUCUGUCAAAGUGAAUGAGUUGAAGGGGCAAGGCUGCCUCAAGUUCACCAGACACCCGUAUACUCACUGGUCGUUCAGCUUCUACUCAGACCCCCAGCUGCAGCUGACUGUCGAAUCCCAGUUCCAGGGCCGAGCGCUGACACAAAUCAACUCCAUUAUAGCUAGUCAGAUCAGAAAAGCUCUCAAAAGAAAACACACGCUUCCAAACUAUAAACUUCGCUACAAACCUUUUUUCAACAAGAGUGAGGAAGGUGGUGUAGACGACAGCCCAGUCGUAAUGCUCUCCGGAGGGCUGGAUGUGGCAGUGCUUCAAGUAUCUCGAGUGUCAGAAACCACAGGUCCAGUCUACUGCAGUCUGGCUGUUGACAGUAUGGCAUGGGUGGAGAUGGUGCACUCUGAGACUGGCAGCUAUCUAACGGUGGAUGUCAGUGUACUCAAGCAAGGUAACUCCCUUGGUGUACACUUCAAACAGGAGUUUGUGGCAGACAAAUAUCAGGUAUGUUUUGUAGUGGAAUCAGUGGCUCCGUACGUGGUAGCAGAGGUCCGUCCUGGGGAUAUCCUGGUGGCUAUUGAUGGCAAGAAAGUGACCUCACUCACUCAGAUCAGCAAGUGCACCAAGCAAGCUGGGGACCGAGUGCCUCUCAGACUUGAACGGAGGCUCAAGAUCUUGCCUGGCCCUCCUAGUGAUGACAAGUUACUGGAAAUCUCAGGGCUGAGACACCGAAGGGGUUCAGGGGACAAAACUGAUAGUGACAGCAGCAAUUCCACUUCUCUGUCAGAUUCCCCAGCAAAGAAAACAGUGCAAGAGACUCCAGAGCACAAGGUAAUCCACAGAUUGUCUUUUGGUGCAGAAGUUGAACAGCAGCUACAAGUUCUAACUACCAGGGAACAACCAUAUUCACAGGUAAUAACGUUCAAUGAGACUUUGAAAUUCAACAUUCUUCCCGAACAUAGAUUUCUGAACCUCAGUGUGUGGAGCAAAGGUGAGAAAAACACACUGUUGGGCCACAUCAGCCUGCCCUUGGCGUUGCUGUGUGUGUCUUCCAUGGGUCACCACAUCGACACCCACUUCUUGUUGCCUCCACUGCCACAUCUCAUCAACAGUUCAAACCACCCACUGUCAUCCCACAACGGGUUUGAACCUUGUCUCUGCUACGGAGAUGUGUUACUGUCAACAUGUUUCACUGCGUCUCAGAUACCUGUCAUAGCUCCCAUCCCCACCACCAGUCUGGCACCUCCCUCUCCUCUAUGCAGCGUACAUGACUUCGAGCGGACACAUUUCGUCAAGGCUACUCAGUGUGGAUUUUGCUUUAAAAAGAUCUGGCUGAAAGAUGCAUUCCAGUGCCGAGGAUGUGCCAUGACCUGCCACAAGAAGUGUGUCAGCAAGUGUCUAGCUGUGUCCUCUUGUAGCCGUCACACCUCCCAGCCGGAGAUCGUCACUACCACUGUUGAAGACACUGAUUCCAAGCCAGAACAGGGCAGACGACUCAGUGCUCUAUUGGCCAGUGUAACUAGCAAGGGGCUCAAGAGAGUGAGUUCUGCUACGAACCUCGCACCCCCCUCCCCAUGUGGGGCUCAGGGCUGCUCCAUCAGUCUCCCCCCUUCGCCCCAACAUUCCCCCUCCCCUAGUCGAAAGACAUCACUUGGUGAGGGUGGAAUGCUGUUUUCACUCGAUAGUGAGGAGGGUGACGAAGUGUCUGUGGCACUCAAACAGCUGCUGUCACGCCCUCAAGAUGAAGAACUCAUGGAUCAAGCUAAGGCGACGGGUCGUCAAUUAUUUGCUGAUCUUGCUCCAGAAGCGAGGAAACAACGCAUAGAUGCUGUGAUGGCCAAGCUGAAAUCUGCUAUGGAUGAGGAGAGUGAGACCCACAUGAGGUUGUCAAGAGAGGAGCAAGCUAGCACCAGCUCCGAGGCCAGGGCCCGAGCAGCAUUCCUGCUGGGCAAGAGUGAGGAGAAGCUGCAUGCUCUGACAGUGCUCAUGCUGCACUGCUGCGCCGGUCUCCAAGAUUCUCAUGAUACUCUCACAAUUUCAUUACCUAACUGAGAAACCUUUUUCAUCAGGUGCUGUCGACCUCUGUACAUUACAACAUCUAGUCUUCUGUCUUUCUUUAAUUUUAAGUCACAUCAGAUCAUAUCACCAGACAGUUUUAUCACUUUAAAACUGUUGUGCAUUUUAAAAGACAUUAUUAACAUCUUGAGUUGUGAAUUAUGUGAAAACUGAUUCAAAACAUUUGUCUUGAAACUAUAUCUUUAUAUUUAGUAUAUCGAAAGAAUAAAUAUGAAAUAGUAAUGUUUAAAUUGUUCAACAUAAAAUUAACAUAUAAACAUAAAACUCUCCAUACUAACAUAGGAUAAAAAUUUAUGUUUUAUGCAGUCAGUUACCCUUCAUAAUCAAUACCUCUGUGAUAGACCCAGUUUACUUACUUUAGUUUUAUAAGAGAUGUUGGAGGGGUCAAAUUAGUUUUCAAUUAAAUAAAACACUGCAACAAAAUUAAUUUUUAGCUUUUUCUACAAAAAGUGUAUAUUUCAGUUGAAUUUUCAAAAAAAAACAUAAGUAUUAAUGACAUUCUACUAUCCAGUAUCCAAGUACAUUAAUGGUUCAAAAGUUUAUUUUUUAUACCAAUUUAUUAUGAGCAUUAAAAUAGUUUGGACUUGAAAUUGACACAGUGGUGAUCAUUGAUUGCAUAAAAAUGACACCACAUGUAAACAGUAAACAGUUCUUUAUAAGUAAAUUAAGAUAUCUGAUUAAGUUCUUUAUAAGAUAUCUGAAUGUUGACACAAUUGGCAUUUCUUCAAUUGGAUGUUAACUAAUUAUAUUUAUAUAUAUAUUUUAGGUUUAUAGUGUUUUACUUUUUAUAAUGACUAUAACCAAAGUUUUCACCAAGCAUUUUUUGUUUUUAUUGUAGUCAUUAAAUUUGUAAAUAUUUAUAUAAAUUUCGUAUUUUAUAAAAUACGUGUACUUUGAGAUGAGUUCCUGUUUAUAACAUUUUUUUAAUUUUUUUAGUUAAUGUAUUGUAAAUCAUAGUUAUAGGAUGCUUUUAAUUGUUAUUGCUAUUUUGUAGUGCAUUUUUAGAAAAAUUGCAAAUUUAUAAUAAACAAAGGAAAUAAUGCAGCGGUUUUGUUAUUGGUUAAUAUAAUAAUUUUAUAUAAAAUUUAAACAUAAUAGCAUAUCCAGACAGAGUUUGAUUGAUAUUAAGAAUAUUAUACAUACUAUACAAUUUGUCAUUAGUGAAUCCAUAUAACUGAAACAAAGUAAUAACAUUCAAAUAAUGUACAAAAAUAUAUAUUCAUUUUAAAAAGUUAUUUUAUGUUUUAAUGUUUAGAAAUAUUACAUAAUUGGUGCUUAAUUCUACUUCUAAACAAGACAAAAUUGUGAAAUCUUAAACAAAAGAAUAACCAUGUUUAAUUAAUUUUACUUUUAUCUGGAAGUGUGAAAUGAAAGUGAACUAGUUACAUUCCAUGUGAAAAUAAAUAUAUUGUGCUACAUGAA
Homalodisca vitripennis (glassy-winged sharpshooter) is the source of this 4338-nucleotide messenger RNA. Its product is annotated as PDZ domain-containing protein 8-like. The coding region runs from base 313 to 2892 and encodes 859 amino acids. Gene Ontology annotation, biological process: mitochondrial calcium ion homeostasis. Lineage: Eukaryota; Metazoa; Arthropoda; Insecta; Hemiptera; Cicadellidae. Gene Ontology annotation, molecular function: protein binding; lipid binding. The record is from RefSeq and is a predicted model, not a curated record. The transcript has 17 exons. Gene Ontology annotation, cellular component: mitochondria-associated endoplasmic reticulum membrane contact site.